CUUCUGCCUCCCAAGUGCUGGGAUUAAAGGUGUGCACCAUUACUGCCCAGCUAACAAAGCAGUUUUUAAUGUACCAUUCUGUAGACAGAACACUAGCAUGGAGAAAAGGCAAAAAUGGCUUCUUGCUGAUUUGACAAGAGAUGGUGGUUUUUAAAGUCCCCAUAAUCACAAGGGACUCCUGCUGCCUUUUCCUUAAGGCUGGGACUUACCUCUUCUGUAGAGUCCCCACUCAAUUGGUUCAGGACACAAAGCCUUAUCUAAUGAAUAAUAUUGGGCUUGAGACUGCCCCUUUUCUGACUGGGGACUGAGUCAUGCAGCAGGCUGCCUUUAACUUUCUAACUUUCAGAGUUCUGAGACUCCUGGGCAUCAGCUGCCAGUUAGGGGAGAGAGCAGUCAAGCACCCUGUUUAUCUGAUGGCCCUCUGAUGAUCUCUGAGUCCACCCCCUACUGCCAAUGGACUGUAACAAUUUAUCUCUUCCUUCGUUCCACAAGACAAGAUUGGAAGAAGGCAAGGUCUGCAAAGAAACGUGGUAAGCCAGCUCAAAGGAAAACUGGCUCUUUAAGAGCCCAGCGGGCCCAGCCUGGUUACUGGUUAAUCUACCCGGCUUUGCUUUAGAAGCUUCCAUCCAUGAUGAUGUCAUCGUUGAUCAGGUUACUCAGGUGGUGUGAGUUUACCUGCUGUGUAAUGAGAAGGAAGUCUCCAGAAACCUGUGCUGGUGGCCCAGGAGUCAGACAGUAUGUACUUCGCAGGAGCAGGAAAGCCUCUGAUUAAAUUCAGGCACUGCGAGAGGUCCAUCUACAGUUUCAGUGUACCCCAGUGCUGCCCCCUGUGCCAGGGGAACGUGGGCUCCACCAGGAUAGAGGACGCACCUAUCAGCAUCUCAGACCCGUUCUCCAAUGGGCAUCAAGAGAAAUGCUGCUUCCUCCUCAAACCCACGAGAGGGACGUUCCUUAGGGAGUAUGAUGGAAAGUCUGAUCUGCACGUUGGACUCACUAACACACGCGGGGUUGUGUAUAAUUACAAUGCACACGGCAUACAGCGUGACGAGGUGGGAUGGGAGCAGAGCCUCAGCGUUCCAUUAGUGCAGCCCAGCAUGUUUGGACUGAUGGACCAGUGGGACAAGUACUUGGAAGACUUCUCUGCUUCGCCGGCCUGGCUGCCUCACAGGUAUGACGAGAACCACCACAACUGCUCCAGCUUUGCCCUCACCUUCGUUAACUGUGUCCUUGCCAUGGAAGGCAAAGAGCAGCUGGAUAAGAGGGAGUUCACGGAGAAGUACGUGAUCCCGAGGACGCGCCUGGCCUCCAAGUACAUCACGCUCUACAGGGCCAUCCAGGAGAGGGGCUUCCAUGUGGCUGACCAUCCCCACCCAGUGACAAGCCCCUCUUGAGCAGUCAGUGCUGAAGAAUGCGUGUGAGGAUGGUUGGGACAGGACAUUGAGGUUUACUACCUUUAAAUGGUACUGCAGAUAUCUAACUGUAUUUAACUGUGGCUAAUAAAAAACAAUGUAUGGCUUUCCUUCAAGCAUAUUAUAAAAACUUGUAAAAUUAACAAAAACAA
Molecule: messenger RNA, 1561 nt
Organism: Onychomys torridus (southern grasshopper mouse)
Lineage: Eukaryota; Metazoa; Chordata; Mammalia; Rodentia; Cricetidae
Gene: Mkrn2os
Product: MKRN2 opposite strand
Exons: 4
Coding region: 738-1391 (217 amino acids)
Source: RefSeq, a predicted model, not a curated record